AUGUCAUCAACUUCUCGAUCUAACUUUUAUACAAAAUCAAAUCUGGUUUAUAUACCAUUUUCAAUAACGAUCGCUCAUAUAUUAAUUUUUAUCGUCAAUUCGCCUUCAUCAACGUGGCAAAAAUUUCCACCUGAAUUACCUAAUUCAGUUUAUUCUUCAGUAUUUUUUGCUCCGAUAUUAUUAUUUAUAUCACUCACAUAUGAGCCAAUUCAUACAAGGAAACGUUUUUACGUAUUAUUAUCUCUUGCACUUUUAUUUGUAUCAAUUCCGAUGAUUUAUCGUGGAAACAAAUCUUCACUUCACAAUUGUUUUGUGACUAUUGCUUUAGCUCAUGGAAUGAAAAUGUUAUUAUUCUUAAAAUUAAAUAGAACAUACAAAUAUCCAAAGAAUUCAAAAAAUUUUAAACCGUACUUUUGGACAUUAUUUAAUUGGCGUUUUAAUUCUUAUAUAAUUCCUCCAAAAUCGGAUUAUUCAAAUGAAAAAGAGAAAUCCUUAAUUAUUAAAUCAACCACAACUUCACAAAUUAACAAAAGAUUACUUAAGUGUCUCAUGAUCAUCAUCGCGAAAUGGUUAAUGUUUGAACUUGUAUUUUCUACUUUCCUAAUUUCAACUAAAUGGGCAACAGAAACCCCGGAAAAAGUUUAUCAAGUUCGUUUAUUAGAAUUUUUUACAAAAGGAAUUACUCCCACUACAAUACCUUCAAUUUUAUACAUCUUACAUUUUUUCGCAUGCGCAUAUUUAUGGAUGUCAAUAAAUUAUGAUGCCCCUAUUUUCAUUAUUGCUAUCAUUUUUCGUUUAUUUUUUCAUUCCACAUCAAAAAAUAAUCACUACCAAUCCAUUUUGAUUCGAUUUGGUUUUCUCAACCCUUCAGAGUAUAUUUCUUUAAAAGAAUGGAUGAUCACAUUACUAUUUAAUACAAAACCUCUUUUUGAAGAACCAUGGAUGGCAUCAAAUCCUCGUGAUUUUUGGUCUACUCGUUGGCAAUUAUUCCUUAAUGAAUUUCUUAAGGAAUAUGGUUUUUUACCAGUUAGGAAUUUAUUAACUCCAAUUAUUCCAAGAAAAAUUGCAAAUAUGAUGGGAGUAUUAGGUGCUUUUGCUAUUAGUUCUUUAUUACAUGAAUUUCUUAUGAUUGCAAAUUUUAAUAUUUGGACGGGAGAACAAUCAUUUUUCUUUAUGAUUCAUGGUUUAAUAUUUAUAUUAUGGGAAACUAUAUUUGGUUGUGAAAAGAAGGAUGAAAUUACAAUGAUUAAAAGGGUAUUAAAAUGGGUCUUAUUAUUAGUUAUAAAUUUAUUGAUUUUGCCUGCAUUUGUUGAACCUUCACUAAGAAAUUAUAAAUAUUCCGAGAUUUCAACUCUUACAUCAGGUUAUGCUCAACGCUAUAUGAAAAAUUUAUAA
Messenger RNA from Rhizophagus irregularis DAOM 181602=DAOM 197198, 1395 nucleotides. RefSeq lists its product as uncharacterized. The record is from RefSeq and is a predicted model, not a curated record. NCBI's taxonomy places the organism in Eukaryota, Fungi, Glomeromycota, Glomeromycetes, Glomerales, Glomeraceae. Gene Ontology annotation, biological process: lipid metabolic process.